Messenger RNA from Marmota monax (woodchuck), 987 nucleotides. Its product is annotated as izumo sperm-egg fusion protein 1-like. Lineage: Eukaryota; Metazoa; Chordata; Mammalia; Rodentia; Sciuridae. The coding region runs from base 1 to 987 and encodes 328 amino acids. The transcript has 8 exons. The record is from RefSeq and is a predicted model, not a curated record. Gene Ontology annotation, biological process: sperm-egg recognition; heterotypic cell-cell adhesion; fusion of sperm to egg plasma membrane involved in single fertilization. Gene Ontology annotation, cellular component: acrosomal membrane; plasma membrane. Gene Ontology annotation, molecular function: signaling receptor binding; protein binding involved in heterotypic cell-cell adhesion.
AUGGGGCUGUGUUUUGUGCUCCUGUUGGCUGCACUGGCCUGCUGCCUGAUUCCAGCAAGCUGUUGUGUCACAUGUGAGCCGUCAGUCAUGGAAGCAGUAAAGUCCUUGGAGAAGGAUUACUUGCCUGGACACCUGGAAGCCAAAGACCGUGAAAAAGUGAUGGAUAUGGUAUACAAUAUUUUGAAAGAUUUUCAGGACCGGCUGUUCAUCGAGGGUUCCUAUGCAGGAAUCAUAGAUAAGAACUCAUUGGAAGAGGUGUCCCGGACUUUGCUGAAGGAGCUGAAACGCAUCACAGACAGUAAUGUAAAAGGAGAGGACUUUAUCAGAGAGCUCAACCACACACUGAUCAAGGAAAAGGAUGAUUUUAACCUGCAAGCUCUUCAUUUCCAGAAGGAGGCUUUAUGUCCCAACAAAUGUGGCAUCAUGUUUCAGACUCUGAUAUGGUGCCAGCACUGUGAGCAAAAGGUUCACGCUUGCCGGAAGCCCAUAAACUGCGGGGAGCAACAUGUGGAGGUCCAUCAAUCGGAAGAACUGAACUUGGACUGUCUGCUCACUUGGCACCAUAUUUCUGAAGGCCUCACAGACUACAAAUUUUACAGGGUUUGGGAGAACAAUUCUGAGACCUUGCUGUACAAGGGGAAGGAAUCAACCCUGACAAAGCCAAGGGUGAGUGAAGCGGAUGAAGGCAAAUAUCGCUGUGAGCUGGACACGGUGAUGUCAGGCCCAGCCACCAUCAUUUCAUAUCAUGUCACAGUGCUGCCCCCUAAAAUCCGCCAUGAGAAACAUAAAGAAAAGCUUGAAGACACUGAGGGGAGCCCGUUAGAUGUGAACUCAGAAAGGCCCACAGAAAGUACAGCAGCGUCAGCACACCUAGAGCCCAUCACAUCCCUCCAGCGUUCGCAGGCCCAGAGUAUGCUGCAAGGCCGCCUCUUUGCGCUGCUGAUCUCCUUCUUAAUACUUCUGGUAGCAGCCCUUCUUCUCAGGUGA